This is a messenger RNA of Zychaea mexicana, 1600 nucleotides long. RefSeq names its product branched-chain amino acid aminotransferase. The coding region runs from base 70 to 1125 and encodes 351 amino acids. The record is from RefSeq and is a predicted model, not a curated record. Gene Ontology annotation, molecular function: branched-chain-amino-acid:2-oxoglutarate transaminase activity. Gene Ontology annotation, biological process: branched-chain amino acid metabolic process. The transcript has 5 exons. NCBI's taxonomy places the organism in Eukaryota, Fungi, Mucoromycota, Mucoromycetes, Mucorales, Lichtheimiaceae.
CUCUUUCUCUUUCUCUUCCAUUUUAUCUCUCUCUCUCUCUCUCUUUUUUUUCCACAUAACAAUAGUAGCAUGGCCGCUGACAAAAUUGACUGGAACAAUAUAAGCUUCCAAUACCGCGACACGAACGGUUACAUGAAAUACACUUGGACUCUCGAAAACGGUUGGGAUCAAGGCUCGUUUGAAACUGAUCCCUACCUCAAGGUCCACAUGUGCGCAACCGGUUUGAACUACGGUCAACAGUGCUUUGAAGGUUUGAAGGCUUUCAAGGACAAGCAAGGACGUGUCCGUAUUUUCAGACCCCAAGAAAACGCAGCACGCAUGCGUCGCAGUGCACCUAUUGCACAUAUGCCCGAGGUGCCGGAAGAGAUCUUUUUGGACGGCUGCAAACGUACGUGCGAAAAGAACAUUGACUUUGUGCCCCCGGUGGAAAGUGACGGUGCGUUUUAUCUUCGUCCCCUGUUGUUUGGCAGUGGCCCUAUGAUUGGCAUGAAUGCUGCGCCAGAAUUCACGUUUGUCGUCUUUGGUAUGCCGGUGGGAAGCUACUACAAGGGUGGCAUCACCCCUGCCAAGGCUGUCAUCAUGGAAGCUAUUGAUCGUGCUGCUCCCAAGGGCACCGGUUCCGCCAAGUUGGGUGGUAAUUAUGCACCCACCUUUGGCCCUAUGGGCAAGAAGAUGGCCGAAGGCUAUACACUGACGCUGCAUCUGGAUGCCAAAACUCGCAGCUAUGUGGAUGAAUUCUCGACCUCCAACUUUGUUGCAUUGACCCCUCCUGAUGCCAAUGGAGUCCGUACCUUUGUGACGCCCAACUCCGAGUCGAUUCUGCGCUCCGUUACGCGUCUGACCUUGGAAGACAUUUGCACCAAGUUUGGCUGGAAGGUUGAGGAGCGACCCGUUGCAUGGAGUGAGAUUGUUGAAGGCAAAUUCAACGAGGUGGCUGCUUGUGGCACUGCCGUUGUGCUUACACCGGUGAAAUCAAUCACCCGUGGAGACCAAGUGAUAGCCAUUGGAGACCAAGAAAAGAUCGGCGAGGGCUUCCAGAAGCUGUACGAUUACUACCGCGGUGUUCAAAAGAGCGACAUUGAGGAUUCGUUUGGCUGGAUGUGGCCCGCAGAAGGCUUGGCCUAAACAACUUGGAAGGAGAAGAAGAAGAACAAGAAGAAGAAAAGGAUGAAACGGGUUCCUUGCUUUUUAGAAUUAGAUGGUUAUUUGCAGUGCAACCGAAACAAAAAAACAAAAAUGCAGCGCAAUGCAUUGCAUACCCACAACAGCACUAAAGGGCAACGCAAACACUCGCUGCUGUGCCUGCCUAUAUUACAACGAACAUGACACACAGUGCCUUUUUAUAUAUGCUACUGGCAAACCAAGCAGCAGCCCGCGCGCUCGUUAAAGAGAAAAAAAGGGAAAGCAAGGGAAUGGGGAGAGAGGAAGGAUGGAAAGGAGCAAGCAUAAGAGAGAGAGAGAGAGUAAGGAGGGGAGGGGCUGACUCAGUCAUAAGGGAAAGAGGAGGGGGGGGAGAUGGUUCGAAAACUGUCUACUGAGCUUGCCACUAAUACACACACACACACAGGGCAGAGCAGAGCAGAGCAGAGCAGAGCAGAGC